Molecule: messenger RNA, 12576 nt
Organism: Mugil cephalus (flathead mullet)
Lineage: Eukaryota; Metazoa; Chordata; Actinopteri; Mugiliformes; Mugilidae
Product: disks large-associated protein 2-like
Exons: 12
Coding region: 1143-4190 (1015 amino acids)
Biological process (GO): signaling
Cellular component (GO): postsynaptic specialization; glutamatergic synapse
Molecular function (GO): molecular adaptor activity
Source: RefSeq, a predicted model, not a curated record
GACGUGAGAGGAAUGAGAGGGUGGUUGAACUUGGAGAUCAAGUGCUCUGCCGGUUCUCGGACUGCGUGUGGUUCUGCUUUGAAUGAGAGCUAACCCGAGGACUUGAGAAGACAGGAAAUGUGCAAGCCCUUGUCGCCGACCUGACCUGAGGUGGAACUGUCCGUUUCGGGAUGUUUCCCUUCCCCGUUUAACUCUGUCUGCGCCACUGAAACCGCCUGCGUGCGGCGUGAGCAGCGUGUCCGAACCUCCGUGACGUAGGCAGGGUCCCAGCAAGACCAGGAAACGACGGCGUCCUUUUUUGGUCGGAGAAGUGAUGUCAUCCCAGGGAGAGUGUGAGGGUUGGCUGGGGGCUUGAUUGAGGUUUUAUUACCAAGGGCGCCACCAGACGUGUGGCCACAUGCACCAGUCAACACGAGGACACAGAUCAGGCAAAGUGAGGUGCUGAGUAUCAAAAUAUGGCAGCGCGCCUGGGGAAAGGAGUGUGAGGCAGAGGCGUAGGAAGCAGCAGAAAUGCAGAUGGAAACCCGGAGAGGGGAAGAGGGACAGCAUGAGUGCGCAUGCUGAUGGGGGAUAGGAGCGCGAGGAGCCACAGAGCUGCAGAAUCCUGAAUCCAGCAGAUGGAGACUCCGUGUCCUUGUUUUGUGGUGAUCUGUGGGAGCAACAUGCAGCUCGCGCCGCUGCCUCGCACUGCUGCAGUGGAGGAGUAAAUGCGGAGCCCGCCACUGCUCCAGGUGAUCCACAGCAGCCCAGCCCGGCAGACUGCUCCCUCCUCAGCCUUCCCUCUCCUCCUCCUCCUCCUCCUCCUCCUCCUCCACCUCCUCCACCUCCUCUUCCUCCUCCUCCUCCUCCUCCUCCUGUGUCAGUGCUCCAUUCCUCUGAGGGCUUUGGGGGAAAAAAAAAAAAAAUAACAAGAAAGGAACAGAAAAACAGAGGAGAAAUCCCGCUUCCCCCCCCUUUCCCCGUUCUCAGAUGUGACACACCUCUGCAUGACUGUCCGCCGCUUCCCUGUCAUCGUGUGAAGACGCUCUGCAUAUGUGCUCCAAUGUCUCCGCAACAUAGACUCGCUACAAGACCAGAAGUUUCCAUCUUGGUCCCCGUCUCGAAAGGUCAAUGAAGGCAGACGCCUCCCUCCAGCCAGGAACAUGAAGGGCUUAUCGGGCAGCCGUUCCCAGCACCAGAUUCCUUUACCCCACGGCUUGGACUACGAUCCCUACGUCCAUGACGUCCACGCGCACCAUGGCUCCGACUCCCGCCACUCGUCCUACCUGCUCAGCCCCACAGAGAGCUGCCCCAUGGACUUCCACCACCGCUACUCACCGCGCAGCUCUAUCCACUCUGACUGCAUGAUGAUGUCCCCCGUCAUGAUGCCUCCACCCGCUGCGUCUGACCACAUCUCCAGCAGCACCUUCCCCAGAAUGCACUACAGCUCUCAGUAUUAUGACUCAGCCACGCGGGACGACUGCGCUGCCAUCACAGCCUCCGCCACCUCCCCGGCUGUCGCCGCUGCUGCAGCUGCGGCGGCUGCCUCUGCCCACCACGCUGGCACCAAGAGCAACCGCCUUCCCGCUAACCUACUGGACCAGUUUGAGAAACAACUGCCAUUACACCGCGACGGCUUCCACACGCUACAGUACCAGCGCACCUCCACCACCACUGAGCAACGCAGCGAGAGUCCUGGCCGCAUCAGACACCUUGUUCAUUCCGUCCAGAAGCUCUUCACCAAGUCCCACUCCCUGGAGGGGUCGUCCAAGAUGAACGGCACAAAGGGUGAUAUGAUAGGAGGGGGAGCGGGGGGCUAUCACCAUCACGGUCACCACUCCACCAAACAUGGUAGCAAGAGGAGCAAGAGCAAAGAACGAAAGCACCGCUCUGGAGGUUGGUGGAGCUCAGACGACAACCUGGACAGUGACAGCACCUACCGCACACCCAGUGUCAUGUCGCGGCACCACGGGGAACAUGUCAGCCACUGCUACCCAGAUUCCAUGCACAGCCACCACUUUGGAGACCUGUCGCUCAAGACUUCUAGGAGUAACAACGAUGUCAAGUGCUCGGCCUGUGAGAGCAUGGCCAUGGCACCUGAGGGAAAGUUCAUGAAGAGGAGCUCCUGGUCGACGCUAACGGUCAGCCAGGCCAAAGAGGCCUAUCGGAAGUCAUCGCUUAAUUUAGAGAAACCCAUGAUGCACACGGACCUCAAGCCUUCAUCGCGGACAUGUCACUACCUGCAGGUGCCCCAGGAUGAGUGGAGUGGAUACCCGGGUGAUAAAGAUGAGGAGAUUCCUUGUCGGCGGAUGCGGAGCAGCAGCUACGUCAAAGCUAUGGGAGAGGUGGAUGAUGAAAGUGGGGACUCUGACACCAGCCCAAAGACCUCUCCACAGAAGGCCAUUCGGCCCGACGCUCUUGUCCUCAAAUCAGCCAUGCAGAGACACCAUCUAGACUCCCAAAGCCAAGGCUACCACUUGCAAACCACAAGAGACAUGCGGCCCCACCCUAGCGUAACGCUGGACCCUGCCACCACCUUUCAUCCCCCGCCCUUCCGUUCUCGCAACCAGAGCUACAUGCGCGCCGUCAGCACCCUCAGUCAGGCUAGCUGCGUCAGCCAGGUGAGUGAGACUGAGAUCAAUGGCCAGUUUGAGUCAGUUUGCGAGUCCGUUUUUAGUGAAGUAGAAUCCCAGGCCAUGGAGGCCUUGGACCUGCCUGGUUCGUUCCGCACUCGAAGCCACAGUUACCUCCGUGCAAUUCAGGCUGGUUAUUCCCAAGAUGACGACUGCUUGCCUUCAAUGACAUCCUCCACUGUCACAUCAACUCUCAGAUCCACAACAGGGAUUCAGUUUCGUCUCCCUACUUCCUGCAGCGUGGACCGCGCUCAGCCGCCUCCAGUGGUAUCAUAUCCUCCCAGUUACAAGAAGACUCCACCUCCUGUGCCCCCGCGCACCACCACCAAGCCUCUUAUCUCUGUGACAGCCCAGAGCAGUACAGAGUCCACCCAAGAUGCCUACCAGGAGGGCAGGCAUCCGCGUGGGGGCCUGUGGACCACGGAUAGCCUCGGCCGUCCCAUCUACAGCUCCACGGACAGCCUGGACAGCACCAAGGCGGUCACCAUGGCCAUGGAGUCGGCGGCAGGAAAGAGGCACACGUCUUUAGGCAGCCACACCUCCGUCCAGACGUGCGACAAAGCGGUGCUGGUGUCCAAGGCCGAGGAGUACCUCAAAACCCCACGCUCCUCUAUCGGGAUACAGGUGGAAACUGUGACAGACUCUGAGACUGACACUAAAGGCCUUCCUCAGUUCCAUUCUAUAGGAAUCCAGGUGGAGGAUCACAAACGGCACGGGAGGUUCAAACGCUCCAACAGCGUGACGACUGCAGUGCAGGCGGACAUGGAGCUGGAGGGCUUUCCCUCCAUGGAGGACAAAGGUCUCCAGUUCGGAGGUGCCUUCGGCCGCCACUCCGAGCCCAGCACGCCGACGCAGUACGGCGCCAUCCGCACGGUGCGAACACAGGGUCUGUUUAGCUACAGGGAGGACUACCGGCCUUCCAGCGGGCCCUCCAGCCCGCAGCCCGAAUCCUGGCUGGUCGAACCCAGCCUGGAGAGCACCGACACGGGCCGAGUGUCCCCCCUCCGCAGGGACGGCAGCUGGUUCAUGCAGCUCCUUCACAACGAAACCAAGCGGUUGGAGGGAUGGUGCAAAGAGAUGGAGAGGGAGGCGGAGGAGCACGACUUGUCAGAGGAGAUCCUAGGAAAAAUCCGGAGUGCUGUUGGAAGUGCUCAGCUGCUAAUGUCUCAAAAGUUUCAGCAGUUUUAUUGGCUAUGCCAGCAGAAUCUGGACCCCAGUGCCAUGCCCAGACCCACAUCUCAGGACUUGGCUGGAUUCUGGGACCUUUUGCAGCUUUCCAUCGAUGACGUCACUGCCAAGUUUGAUGAGCUGCAGCAGAUCAAGAGCAACCAGUGGCAGCUGGUGGAGAGCCCAGAGAAGAAGGAGAGGAAGUGGCCACCACCUCUGCCAAAGAGGCCAGCCAGGGGACGUGGCGGUGUGACGCGGGAGCGCUCUCUGGACCUUCAGGACCGCCAGCGGCAGGAAGCCCGCAGACGCCUCAUGGCUGCCAAGCGAGCAGCUUCUUUCAGACAGAACUCAGCCACAGAGAGGGCAGACAGCAUCGAGAUAUACAUCCCCGAAGCCCAGACACGGCUUUGAGGUCCACGGAUUCACCCUAAGCUCCUCAUGUCCACCGCCUCCACCCAACACCAGCUCAUGGCGCCACAUCCGGCCUCCUUGUGCUGUCACUGCUUGUCUUCUUUUUUUUUUUUUUUACAUUUUUACCUGUUGCCAUUCUCCGGGUUGUCCCGAGUGAAGCUACACCAUGCAAAGAUUUAAGUGGAAGAUGUAUCCUUUUACCAGGUAGCAUGGGAAUAGUGAAGAAUGCUACAAUGUUCCCUUAGUGUUACCUAAUCCGGAUUAAAUUUUCUCCAAAAUAAUCUGAAUAUAAUCUGAUAAUUUCCCCCUUGUUCCUCUGGUUUAGUUUGACUAGAAGAGUUCCCACGUUAUUUUUAUAUGGCAAAACAUAGCCUCUAUAUAAAAGAAGGAUUUAGCCCAUGGGUCUGAAAAAAAAAAAAGUAUCUUAAAAUGCAAUAUAAGUAAUGGCUCUAAAUUUUGUUUUGUUUUGGCCUUAAAGACAGGCUUGAUUGACUUGAUUGAUGUGUCAUUUAGUUGUCCCCUCGCUCCUCCCCCAUCUCCUCCUUGUUCGGCAAAUAUGGUGACUUACCGCUUCAAAAAAUCCAAGAUGGCGGCAGACAGACGCUAAACUCAAGGCUUCCAAUUGGUGGUCCACAAACCGGUAGAUCAUUGUUUGUCUUUCUUUCAUACAGUAUAGGAUGAAUAUAUAUAUAUUUAAAAACCAUUAAAACCUAAACAUCCGUCCGCACAUCAAAAAAGCUCGCGAUAUUUGAAUCGAUGGACAAAAUUCAAAGUGUGGUUGAACACUGAGAAGUUGCGCUUUCUGGGAGUUGAAAAAAAGCUGCCAUUACGGUAAUGGUGACGCACCAGUGCUGUAGGCUUCAGAUUUGGGAGCGACGCAAGGCAGCAAGAGCUGUUUGGAGGAAUUUGUUGGUAAGAAGCGAAGUUAGUUGUACCGUUAAGAUUUCACGAAGGUCUUUCAGAGAAAAACUCAACUUCCCAGUGUUCAGCCACACUUUGAAUUUUGUCAAUAGCGCAAACAGUUGUUAGUUACGGUAAUUCAAAUACCGCGUGCGGCUGUGACGUGUCGCCGGCGGUCCGUUUUGUUUUAAAGGGUUUUAGAAAACAAAUUAGCUACACGUCUGUACCACUCCGAGCUACUUAGGUUCGACUUUGCCUGGUGUAGCUUCAGCACCAGCUUCAACACCUGGUUCUGCACCAUGAGAAUGAGCCAUUCUUCCCUUAAUUGUAACUACAUCUGAUUCAUUUCUUUUCAUCACCAUUACUUCGACUUCUCUUAGUCUUCUCUGUUGUUGCCCGUGCCCCAGUGUGUAUGAGGAUAACCACGUACUUUCACAUUCAAAGGGAAACACACAGUGCAACUUUUCUCUCACCAGCAACAAUGGUCUUGGGCUAAAGCACUGUGUGGAUUUUAGCAGGAUGGACGGGCUUCUAAAGUAAAAUCCAUAAAUUAUUGUUUAACAACUGAAAACAAUGCAUUAAAUUUACAUUUAACCUGAAAAAAAUAAAAAAGUUUGUCCACAUCUACAGCUCCGCAUCAUCCCUCCAUCUUUACCAGGCGUGCUGCAGCUGUCGACCAGUGUUGCUGAAUGAGAUUUGAAAAUAAAACACUCAUUUCCAACAUUCCCUCAUCUAUUCCUGUCGUACUACUAGACAUUUUUUUAAAGAUAUGUAUUUUGCUGCUGGAUGCAUUUCCAUUGCAGGACAAAUAUGAAUUAUUAACAACAACAACAAAAGAGACAGUUUUGCGCAGCUUGGAAGAGGUGGCCGUAUCGAACAAUGCAUUUUGCACCUUAUAAUAUUCAUGUUUGUAUUUCCAAGGGAAAUGUAGUUUAUGAAGCUCAUGUGAUAUUGUUGCAGUUGAAUUGCAAGGACAGAAAUGGGAAAUUUACUACAGAAUUUCAUAUUACGCUAUAGGUCAUAGAAAUUGCACCUUGUGUCGUCUUUAUUUAUUUAUUUUUUUCAUUUCCUUCUGAAGGCGCUCACGCCUCUCGUAAGUAAAAGAUAUUGUUAUUCUAACACUUUUAAUUCUUCUUACAGUAUCUUAUCAUAUGACCAACAUCACAAUCUACAGUGUACAUUUAGUAUUUAUAGUGAAAACAGUUGUCGGUUUGACGAGUUGACGGUGCAAGGGGGUGUUCCUUAGCUAACGAACCAUUUCUCAUACAUGUGACCUUUUUACCAGGUGGCGCAUAAUGAAAAACACUUCUGUUCUCGUUUCGAUCUGCUCACGUAGUCUAGGAAAGACAGGUGCAAAUGACACUUUAACAAUAUUCAGUUACUAUAGUAAAUGGUGCUGCUUUUUACUCUAAAACUGUUGUCCUUUACCCAGUCCUUUGUGCACGCACACACACACACUCAAGGACUUUUUAAACAGAGAUUUAUUAACAUGGUGCCCACCGUCUCUCCGAUGACUCGUGGUCGGUUGUGACUCUAGAAGCGAUCAUCUUUGCAAUGCCCUCAGUGAUGUAAAUGAGGAGACGGUUUUACGGUUUGACUUUCCUUUCGAAAACGCAAAGAGGUCGGGGGAUGUUUGUUAAUCCGACGGGAGAGUUUAAGAGGCUUUGACAUUCCACCUUAAAAGUAAAAAUCCAAUAUGUACACGUUGAGCCAAGGGCAUACGGCUACAGCUGGCUGAGAAUAUACCACAGUACUUAUCCAUAUUUUAUAUGCCCUGACACCCGCAAUGCAUUCCCAUUCAUCCUCAUUCAUAUAACCCAGGCUAAUUAAUACAAAUGCCGAUGAGGCCGCUAGGAAUUUACGUCGCAGCGUUUAGUGUUUUCCCAAUUUCCUGUAAUGAGAACGGCACUCAGUGGGGGGAGAGCAGCCUGUGUCCUCGUGAGGGGUUUCGAUUGGGAUUUGUUUCGCUCGCGUCGAGGCUCGUAGAAGAGCGCUUGUUUCUUUUUGACGGGGGUGCGCGUCAGUGCUGAAUCUGAGACUCUUACCUUACCAGAUGGCCUUAAACCAAAACACUCAUGAAUGUAGAGCCCCCUUCGAUGCAAAAAAUAAAGUAAAACAGAAUAUACCCAGGAGAAGAGCAGUUCCUGAAAAUGACCACACUUUUUUUUUUAUUUAUUAUUUAAUACUUUUUUUUCUUAAACCUAUACAGUUUACCAUUUAUUUUUAAGAGAGAUCUUAUUUACACUUAUAUCAGGGUUGCUAUAACUUAAAAGUGAUAUCCAAUUUGCACAGGAUGUAGACUACAAUCACAAAAGAAAAACUACUAUCAAUAUGUAAAAACUAAACUCCUAAUAGGGUAUGAUUUGCAUAUUAUAAUGCAAUGAAGAAUUAAAGGUGAACUACGAAAAAAGCCAAUAUGGCCUAUAUAGAUAAAUAUAUAUAAAUAAAUAUAUAACAUAUAAAUAUGGGCUAUGGAAGGUCCUCAUGUCGUAAAUAAACAGUGAAACAUAUUUACCUAUACAUACAUGCACCUCCUGUGGAGUUUAGACUUUACACUAUAUGCCCACUACAUAACACAAACGCACGCGCCAACGUGUCCCACUGUAGUGCAACAUAGGCUACAAAUACAGAAAAAGUUCUUCUUUUGAUUUUAAUCAUUGAUUUAAUAAUCGUCUUUAAAACAGGAAAAGCUUUUUCAAGUCGAGUUCAUCUUAUUUUGCAGCAGUUUCUCUGGCCGAAUAUGUUGUCUUUCAACAUAUCUGUAUUUUAAAUUUUUGUAGAGAGGAGCACACAGAGAAAUCAGGCCCACUUCUCCGGUUAAUUUAAUUUCUCGAGUAAUAGGUGGGUAGGGCUGUAAAAUGUGACGUAUUGUUGUUGUUCCUCAAAAACUAAUUUAUAUUUUCUUUCAAAAUAUUGUAUUUUUUUUUUUUUUUGGUGUGGGAUCUAGUGACACCUAGUGGUAGGGUUGCAGAAUGCAACCAACAAGCACGUAAAAGGAAAUCUACCAUGGCCCUCUCCACUGUCUGUAUGUUCUGUCAGUGAUGGGCUGCCGUAUAAACAUGGCAGAGCUACAUGGUGGACUCUAGAAGGAGAUCCACUUCAUGUGUUUGAAGGGCUCACUCUAAGUCUCACUCAAGACUGGACCUUGAACAGCUACACAGUCCCAAAAUCUAAGAACUCUGAUCGGACGUUUUCCAGAUUUUGAUCAUUCCUCUUCAGUGUCGUUGCAGAUAGUUUCCUCCGUCGGUCCAUCUUCAUGCUCUCCUUGUGACAGCUUUGUUUAUUUCAGUGGUUCGUCCUCUUUAAGUUUUGCCCUCAGAGAAACGGCUUCUCUGAAUUCUUAACAACAUCCAAUGGGCUACUUUAAACAAUCCAGCUGCUCUUCCACCUGACUCAAAGUCAUGCAAAUCAAGUCUACUUCCCACAGACUGCAUACUGUGACUCCAUCAUGUGUAGUACUUGAUGGUCUGGUAGUUCAGAUUUUUAUUUAAAAAAAAAAAAAAAAUAAAUACUACCUAUUUAAAAAAAAAAAAAACAGCUUUUUGUGUUCUCUGUUGCUUAGGGAUUAGGAAGAGUAAAAACUAAAAAAAAAACAGUGGUAACGCUACUAUGUGAUGACAUUACACGCACAGGGUGAGUGUUAUUGAUCUGACGCGAUGUGUUUUUGUAGUAUCAUGCGGGGCUAUUCUAUAUUCAUGGUACAAUGUUUUUUUUUUGUUGUUGUUGAUGUUGUUGUCUCCCAUAUCCUCCUCCCCACCAUGCUACGAGGGGCUAAGGCGUUUGGCAACUAUGUACAUGACAAAUCCUCAGGUGCCUUACAGUUUGAUUCUCAUAGGACUGAGUGAAUGUUUGGGGCUGAGCUACGCGAAAGGAUUACAACACCUCUCAGAGUGCACGUUUGACCGUGAUUACCUUUACAAAGGGCUGGAACUGGGCUGGGUCAGGCUGCAGAGCUUAAGAAGAAUUUAUAUUUAUGACUCGCGUCCUACUGUAAUAAACGUCAGCACAAUACAGUCUAAAAGGAUACCAGAGGAGGAUUUGCGAACAUUUGGUUUCCUCUUUUUUGUUUUAGUAUUUCUGCUACGAUUCCACCACCACCACGACGCAGGAUGCGGUUAAAGUGAGCCGGCGAAGAAGCUUCAUUUGAAAAUGUGGAUGCACAUCCACGUCAGCCAAUUUGAAAAGCUCUUCAUUUAUUUCCUCCCCCACCCCCACUCCCACCUCCCCUCCUAGCUGUGAUAUUGUAAUCUUAUGAUGUUUUCUGCAGAAUCUGGAGACUGACAAAACUUGACCAGCCAAAAAGUGCAAUAGUGUUUUCAUACAAUGACAGGCACCUACAGCUAUUUACCUCACGGUUUAAGUGUUUUAGCGGACAUGGUCUAACGUAGGAGCGGUUGCGAUCUCCACAGGAACACUUUUGUCAUGCCUGUGUACUAUGCAGCAGUACGUCUGCAGGGCGGCAGAGCUUGCAGGCCUCCGGUGCAGAUCGGCAUUCAUUCGCAGAGCACUGAAAGCGCCGCGUUCAUCGAGCUAUAACACGCCACACGAGCAAAAACUUCGUCGUCACAGUCCAAAUCUGACACAGCUCAUCCAUAGGUCGGAUUUACUUUGUGCUGUUUUAGAAUUAAAUAAGAGAAAGUCAGCUCUACAUGCUCUACAAAAAAAAUAUAUAUAUAUAUAUAUUCACAUGGAUUAGUUUCUUUGCCAGGGUGAGUUUUCCCUGUUUAGUUUGAAGCAGUUCGCAGCACCACGUUUAAGCCCGAGAGAAGUCUGCAUAGGUGCUGAAUCAACCAACUUCUCUCCAAAACUUUAUUUUUUUCCUCGUUCAUUCUGACAAUCAGCACACACCAAAAGCUUCAAAUGUACACAUAACACUACUCAAAACAGCGCUCCCUGAGUUUCCCUUUCUACGCGCCUUGAGGAUCCUUGAAGGCGUUUCGACUCUGUUGGGGUGAAGGUUUUUCCUCCUUGUUUCCGAUACAGUUGCACUGCAAAGAUGUCUUUCUAUCGCUUGCUCUCUCUUCUCAUAAAUCACGUCGCUUUUGGCGUCAAGGGUCGGUAAAUAUGGAACACGUUCGAUGUCGUGAUUACGUAAACUCUGGGUUGUGUGGGAGUUGAUCUGCUCUUCAAGCAAUAAGCCUAAUUUUAGUAUUAAGGACGUUUCAUUUUGCUGUUCAGGUUUCUGACAUGCUCACAUCUGCGGGACGUUAAGUUGGCUGUUCAGCUGAAAUAGUUUGACAUCUGGACGAAAUACACAUUGUCUCUCUAUUGCUGAGAGUUAGCUGUCCAUAAGUAUGAAGCUACAACCCGCAGCUGGUUAUCUUAGCUUAGCAUUAAUCUCGGAAACAAUAUGCUGGUUAGCAUAGCUUGUUUAAAAUCUGGAAAUAGGUUGCUGAUUUACGUAGAAAUCUGACUAAAUAACAUGUUAUAUUGUUUAAUUUGUGCAAAAACAAAAACUAGCUAGUUUCACCUUUAUGUUAAGUUUGAUGCUACAACCAGGAGACAAUUAGCUUAGUUUAGAAUAACUGUUCAAAACAAUUUGAUGAUUUCCAUAGGUCAUAUAAAGACUGGAAUAGGGUGAUAGUUAGCGUAGCUUAGCACGAAUCUUGAAUACAAGAGGGGUUUGGCUUAUUGACUAGUUAUAUUGUUUAUUUUGUAAAGAAACUUGUGGUUUCAUGGGCUAGUUUUUGUGAGGCCAGAAUUACUAGCUAGUUAUGGUUCAAGAUCCAGAUAAUGGUUCGGUUAUGUUGUUAAGAAUGGGACACAGGUUUUUUUUUUUUUUUUUACACCUGUUCAGGAGAGGAUUAGCUUAGCAUAGCUGCAUACACUUAGAACAGUGAAAGCAGCCAGUCUGCCUCAAAAACUUCUGGUGAUGGCAGCGUCACUAGCUAGUUUCACUUUUAUGUUAAGUAUGAUGCUACAACCGGGAGACGAUUAGCUCAGCUUAGAAUAACUGUUGGAAACAAGGUGAUGGUUUCUGUAGCUUUUAUUAAGACUGGGAAUGGUGUGAUGGUUAGCGUAGCUUAGCACGAAUCUUGAAUACAAGAGGGGUUUGGCUGAUUGACUAGUUAUAUUGCUUAUUUUGUAAAGAUUGGUUUAAUGGGCUGGUUUUUGUGAUGCCAAAAUGACUAGCUAGCUUUUUGGUUAAGUAUGGCCCAAGAACCAGAUAUGUUAGCUUAGCAUGUAUCUUGGAAAGAAUGGGAUCUGGUAGCCUGGGAAACGUGAUGCUAUACAGUAAACUUGGUUCAUUUAUUUAUUUAUUUUUUUACACCUGUUCGGGAGAGGGUUAGCUUAGCUUAGCUGUGUAGACUUAAAUCAGUGGAAUCAGCUAGUCCGCCACAAAACAAUAUAAAUAUUAAACCAUAAAUUUUAGCUAACCUUAAACAAUAAAAUGGGCUAUAGAAAAUGCAGGCAUGAACAUUUGUGACCUUUGAAGGUACACAGAGAAAACUGUUUACACUUGUUUGCUUUUUUUUUUAAUGCUAAGCUAAGUGCUAACUUCAUACUUAUGGACAUGGCAGUUGUAUCAGUCUUUUUAUCUGACUCGAGAGAUUCAAACUAUUAUUUUAAAGAAGCUAACAACAUUUUAACAUUUUCCUCUUACGUCCUUAUGAGUCAAUAUUGUCUUUUUGUAUUUUUUCGUGAAUCACUCGACAUCGUAGCCUCAAAGGAAAAUUUGUGUAACCGCUGCUUGUCUCCACUACUACUGAACAUAUUAUAAUUCAACCAGAAUCCUCUGUUAUCCACAUGUGCAUAUUUUUUAUAUCGUGUGCUACUGUGUAACUGGGAAAUAUUUCUUAGCGUUUCCAGUGUUUUAUGAGGGGAGAGAGCAGUCACAGAUUUGUUUGCCUUUGGUGGAGAAACGUCUUGUGUUGUGGCUGUGGGUAGAAAUCACUAAAGGCCUCUUUUGGGUUUUGGAAGGUGAGACGAGAAAAAUUUGAUAGCAUAUAAAGGUUUGUGGUUAGCUUAAAACUAUUUUGAAAUUGUUAAGAUAUAUCAAUAAUGAGGAUAAAUAUAAUGCCAAAUAUUCAGUAUUUGUACAGAAAUAUACAUAUAUAAAUAUAUAAUAUAUGCCUAAUUUAAAUGGAACUAUUUUCCGCUCUUGACCACGUUUCCGUUGUUUCCUUUGUCGACAUUAUUUUAUAAGAUCUUCAGAUAGCAUGCGGGAUAGUGAAAAAUGAAUGUAUUAUUUAGUGUUUCAUUGCUGGUCAGUAUUACGGCAUUCUACGGAUCAGUUUGUGUUUGUAAGAUUAAUUUGGGCUGAAUAUUUCAUUUCUAGAUUUGUUUAUCUAUAAAUGAACUGUAAAACUUUCUUUUUCUAAAUGCAAGUUUUUUUUUGUUUUUUUUUCCUGAAAUAGUUUCAACAGUUUAUAUCAUUUUAUUAUUUUCCCCUGCUUUAUCAAUGUGGUUUCAGUAUAUUUUGCCUCUUCCGGUACCAACCAUAUGUUGUAAAUAAUUAUGCAAAUUAAACUUUUUGAAGAAAAGA